Messenger RNA from Tetranychus urticae (two-spotted spider mite), 967 nucleotides. RefSeq names its product ADP-ribosylation factor-like protein 4C. Gene Ontology annotation, molecular function: GTP binding; GTPase activity. The record is from RefSeq and is a predicted model, not a curated record. NCBI's taxonomy places the organism in Eukaryota, Metazoa, Arthropoda, Arachnida, Trombidiformes, Tetranychidae.
GUAAAAAAAUUUGUUGAGUUUGAAGUUUACAUCUUGUUGACUAUUUUAUUAUGUUUUAAUAACUGUUUAAAUAAACAGUUAUUACUUUUUCAUGAUUUCCCGUGGAUUAGAUUUGAAAUUUCGAUGGGCUCCGCUGUUGGAAAAGGAGGUUCCAUAUUGGAUAUAUUCUCACCUUUCCACCAAAUUCAUAUUGUUAUGUUAGGCCUUGAUUCAGCUGGAAAAACAACAGCGCUUUACAGACUCAAAUUUGAUCAAUAUCUAAAUACUGUGCCCACCAUUGGAUUUAAUUGCGAGAAAAUCAAAGGUCAAACGGGUAAGCUGAAAGGCACAAAUUUCGUUUUCUGGGAUAUCGGUGGACAAGAUAAAUUACGUCCUCUCUGGAGGUCUUAUACCAGAUGUACUGACGGUAUUGUAUUUGUUGUGGACUCAGUUGAUGAGGAACGUAUGGAGGAAGCCAAGAUGGAACUCUUAAGGACAGCCAAGUCUCCUGAAAAUGCCAGUGUUCCUUUUUUAAUUUUAGCAAAUAAGCAAGAUUUACCUGGCGCUAAAGACCCUAAAGAGAUAGCUAGCUUAUUGGUCCUCGAUAGCCUCAGCUCAGGGCAGCUAUGGCAUGUGCAACCAGCUUGUGCCGUUAUUGGAGAAGGAUUGAAUGAUGGACUUGAAAUUCUUUAUAAUAUGAUCUUGAAAAGUCGUCGUAUGGCCAAACAGUCAAAAAGAAAAAGAUGAUCCAUCCUCAAUCUGCAAUGUAUGUCUACCAUAAUAUCGGAACCAUUCCACCUUAGGAACCAAAAACACUUGACUAUUACACCAAAAAUGUGAACAAAACAAAAGCAUUUCAUCUAGCCUUUAAUUUUCUUGUUGAUAUGUGUUGUGUUUCGCAAUUAUUCAAUAAUUUGCUAACUUCCAUUGGAUGAACUAUUGAACGAUGAAUACCUAGUAUUCAAAAAGUUGAACAAGAAUCCCGGUU